Messenger RNA from Armigeres subalbatus, 1472 nucleotides. RefSeq names its product N6-adenosine-methyltransferase non-catalytic subunit (gene Mettl14). Gene Ontology annotation, molecular function: mRNA binding. Gene Ontology annotation, cellular component: RNA N6-methyladenosine methyltransferase complex; nucleus. The coding region runs from base 168 to 1343 and encodes 391 amino acids. NCBI's taxonomy places the organism in Eukaryota, Metazoa, Arthropoda, Insecta, Diptera, Culicidae. The record is from RefSeq and is a predicted model, not a curated record. The transcript is spliced from 3 exons.
CCGACAAAACGCCACCACACCACACAACAAGCUGCAGCCGCUGCAGCUUGUUGAUUUCAUUAGUUUGAUUUACGGCUUUGCCAAGCGCGUUUUGUUCGAAACUUUAAAAAAUAGACUUAUUUUUUAAUUUGUUUUAUGCUAAACCAGUGCUCUUGAGAUUCAGUGAAAUGGGGGAUGUAUUCAAAUCCCUCCGUGAAAAGUCACAAAAGCGCAAGAAACUGUUGGCCCAAACGUUGGGAGUUUCGAGCGUGGAAGAUUUGAAGCAUGUUCUUGGAACUGCGGAGGACACACCGAUCAAUAAAUCGCAACGCUAUGAUGAUGAAGAAGCCAGUUCUUCCAAAAAGUCUCAAUCUGAGGGAAUGGUCUACCGGGAUUCUUCUACCUUUUUGAAGGGAACGCAAUCAUCAAAUCCCCACAACGAUUACUGUCAACAUUUUGUGGAUACCGGUCAGCGUCCGCAGAAUUUUAUUCGGGACGUCGGUUUGGCUGACCGCUUUGAAGAGUAUCCGAAGCUGCGGGAAUUAAUUCGAUUGAAGGAUGAACUUAUCUCGGAAACUGCCACGCCUCCAAUGUACUUGAGAGCUGAUCUUAAGAGCUUCGAUCUAAAAGCUCUUGGUACAAAGUUUGAUGUAAUUCUUAUCGAACCGCCCCUGGAGGAGUAUGCUCGCGGUGGAGCAGCUGUUGCUGCCGGAGCCCCGCGGAAUUUCUGGUCCUGGGACGAAAUUCUGGCGUUGGACAUUGGUGAAGUGGCAGCGCAUAGAAGUUUUGUAUUUUUAUGGUGCGGUAGUUCCGAAGGAUUGGAUAUGGGUCGAAAUUGUCUUCGUAAGUGGGGCUUCCGUCGCUGUGAGGACAUUUGCUGGAUACGAACCAACAUCGAUUCCCCAGGUCACUCGAAAAUUCUUGAGCCCAAAGCGGUUUUCCAACGCACUAAGGAGCACUGCCUAAUGGGUAUCAAGGGAACAGUUCGGCGCUCCACGGAUGGUGAUUUCAUACAUGCCAAUGUGGAUAUUGAUCUGAUCAUUUCGGAAGAAGCCGAGUUCGGUAGCCUUGAAAAGCCAAUCGAGAUUUUCCACAUCAUCGAGCAUUUCUGUCUGGGACGUCGCCGUUUGCACAUAUUCGGCCGGGAUUCGACCAUCCGUCCCGGAUGGGUAACCAUCGGACCAGAAUUGACAAAUUCGAACUUCAACAGCGAAUUGUAUGCGGGAUCCUUCGAGGAGAAUCCCACGACCGGGUGCACGGAACGGAUCGAAGCAUUGAGACCGAAAAGUCCCCCGGCGAACGGGAAAGUACUACGAGGACGUGGCAGAGGAUUUCCCCGUCUUCGCGGUCGGAGUCGGGUGUGAGACAUUGAUAGACGUACCCUCUCACAUGAAGGUGAGUAUGCAUCUAUUGAAAUUAUAUAUCUAUGUAUUACAAUAGCUUCACUUUCUAUUAUAUUCAAACAAUAUAUAAUUAAUCAUUUAUAAAAGAAA